Colossoma macropomum (tambaqui) is the source of this 3857-nucleotide messenger RNA. It is a transcript of the gene klhl38b, whose product is annotated as kelch-like family member 38b. Gene Ontology annotation, molecular function: protein binding. NCBI's taxonomy places the organism in Eukaryota, Metazoa, Chordata, Actinopteri, Characiformes, Serrasalmidae. The record is from RefSeq and is a predicted model, not a curated record. The transcript has 4 exons. Bases 326 to 2101 code for a protein of 591 amino acids.
AUGCAGACAGUCCAGAAGCUCGUGUGAUGGAAAAAAAGUAGGGGCGUCACAUGUCGGCGUUAGGGAGGGAGUAGCUGCGGCUCUGACGGAGACAAGGGCUUUCUAUUUUUAGGGAGACUGGAAUGUACACAGAGGCCUCAUGGAGAGAGAGCUUGACAACAAACACCCCAGCACGAUCCCCUAUAAACAGCCACCUUCUACUCUUUCAGAUUGCUUCAAAGAUACAAAGAGAACUCAGAAAACGUGAGAGAGAGAGAGAUGAUUCACAGUUUUGUGUCUGCAUGAGCUUUGCCGAUACAGAAGCAGACACAAAAAAACAUAUAGGAUGUGCUACAAGUUGGCUGAGACCAGCAUAGAUGGACCUUUUACAGAGGUCCUGCACUAUAAAGACAAAGAGCUGGUGGAAACCCUGCCCUUACAGUUGAACAACUUGAGAAAGAAGCAGAUCCUCACAGAUGUUGUCCUUUGCUCAGACGGCAAGGAGAUCCCCUGCCACCGGAACGUUCUGGCAUCCAGCAGUCCUUACUUUUUUGCUAUGUUCUGCAGCAACUUUCGGGAAAGCCAGCAGGCCCGGGUGGUCAUGCAGGGAGUUUCCCAUGACGUUUUGAGUAGCGUUGUGGACUAUGUUUACACGGGGAACAUCAGCAUCACCAUGGAGCUGGUUCUUCCUCUGAUGCAAGCUGCUGCUAUGCUACAGUAUGGAAGGCUUUUUGAGGCCUGCUCAACCUUUCUUCAGGCCCAGCUCAGUCCCGGCAACUGCCUGAGCAUGAUCCGUCUCUCAGAGAUCCUGCACUGUGCCAGCUUGCAGGAGAAAGCUCGAGAGUUGGCGGUGAGAAGCUUCUCUGACGUUGUGUCUUCCGAAGACUUCUGUGAGCUCUCCCUGCAUGAGCUGGUGGGAUACCUGGAGGAUGACCAGUUGUGUGCUGAAGAGGAGCAGGUGUUCGAGAUCCUCCUAGCCUGGAUCCAUCAUGAUCCAUUCGUCCGCCAUGGUGCCAUCCAUGAUCUCUUCCGACGAGUGAGGCUACGACACAUCCAUCCAUCCUACCUCUUCCAGUUCAUCGCAAACGACCCACUGGUGCAGUCCUCCUCCCUGUGUACAGAGAUCAUUGAAUCAGUUCGACGUCUUCUCUUUUCUGUUGGCUCCCAUUGCCCGGGUGAUCUGCAGCCUCUCUGGGCAACUCCACGGCGCCACACCUGUAAAGAAGCUCUUGUGGUCGUGGGUGGUCGGAAGAACAACGAACGCACAUCUCGAGAGGCACUGCUUUUUGAUGAACAGUCGCAACGCUGGCAAUGGCUAGCUAAGCUCCCUGUACGACUCUACCGUGCCUCCUACGUUUGUAUGCACAGCAUUCUAUAUGUUCUGGGAGGCCUGGUCAUGAGGGCUGGAGGAGGCAGCGUACCUAGUGCCAUAGUAUACACACUGUCCCUCAAAACAAACCAGUGGAGAAUGGCCGAGUCCAUGCUAUCUCCCCGAUUUGCCCAUCAGAGUAUCUCCUAUCUGCAUUUCAUCUUCGUUCUUGGUGGGGUUACAGGUGAUGGACAAAUUUCCGAUGGGGUGGAGAGGUACAACACCAUGUUCAACCAGUGGGAGCUCAUGGCUCCAAUGCCCACUGCAGUCCAGCACCCUGCUGUGGCAGCUCAUGACCAGAGAAUCUAUGUGUUUGGAGGGGAAGAUGCCAUGCAAAACCCAGUAAGACUGAUACAGGUAUACCACAUUGGAAGGAAUCUCUGGUGCAAAAUGGAGAACAGGACGGUGAAGAAUGUGUGCGCCCCUGCUUCAAUUAUUGACGGCAAAAUCUACAUCAUUGGAGGUUACACAAGAAGAAUGGUGGCCUAUGACAUCAAGGCGAACAAAUUUGUGAAAUGCGAGAAUAUGAAAGAAAGGAGGAUGCAUCACUCAGCCACUGUCAUCAACAACAAGCUCUAUGUCACUGGGGGCCGCUACCUCAAUGGCCAUGACGUUAUCGAGGACUCAGACAGCUUCGACUGCUAUGACCCAGAGACAGAUACGUGGACAUCGAAGGGCACUCUUCCAUUUAAACUAUUUGACCAUGGUGCAGUUCCUAUGGUGUUUGUUUCCGACAAGACUUUUCUCACAUGAAUACAUUGCCUUAGCUUGCAAAUGAACACCAGGGGCCUAUUAUACGAAGCAGAGUUUCAGCUUGACUAAACAUAACAAAAGCAACCACGGUUAUCUGGUUUUACAACUUUGGUUAACAACGUUUUCUGUCAACCAAGGUUUAGAUACUCAAGCUGUGUUUAAUCUUUGUGCACUUGCACAUGAAAUCGUGAUGUUUUUGACAAAAAUAUUGGAGUAACUGUUUUGUUUUAGUCAUAUCUAUGUAUUUUUUUCACUUGAUUGAUGCCACAAAUGUCUCAAAGUGACCAGAGGGCUGUCAGAAGCGUGUUUCUGAUUGGUCAGUAGCUUGUCCUGAUUGAUCCAAGAUCUGUUUACAAUCCAAAAUUCCAAACUUGACAUGCCCUGGAGCAGGUGGAGUGCACAUCAUAUGUUUUGCAGUAAAAAGGGAUCCAUCAGGGUUAGAUGGAACUUAGCAAGGCAAGAAAUCCUGCUUCAUGGGACAGGUUGUUGACAACCCUGACAUAGAAAAGUGACUGGAAACAACACAUUUCGAACAACCACAACAUAAAAAUACAUUUGAUAGGCCUACAAUGCUUUGGUGAGUAUAGGUUGAAGUUAAUGAGUAGCGAAGUGUGCAGCUGUUCUACUCAGAUGUGGAACUCAAUCAUGUGCUACAUGAUCUGGGAGUGGAGCUGGACCUCCUAUGCACUUAAUAACUCAGCAAUAUUUGUUCUUGCUAAAACAAAGUUCACACUUACAGAGGAAUUCAGCAAAACUUCAUUGCUGAGGUUCACUCUGGUUCUGUUUGUCUUGAGUGGAAGCCCUUUCAAAUAGAAUCUACAUCCUUUGAGUGCACAUUAGAUUAAAUUCUAAUCGAAUUUCACUCCUUUAUCCUAGAAGUAGCACUUAGCACUGAAGAAUUCCUCCAUGCACCUUUGUCCAAACACAUUCCCACAACUUCCUACUCUACUGGUUUCUUCUCCUGAUUGAUUCCUUUGUCCUUUUGGAAAAAAAAUGUUUGAAUGAUAUUUGCAUUGUUGCUCAAAAAAAUAGCAAUAAAUGAAUGCUAGUUGGGAAGCUGAUAUAUGCUAAAAGCUAUUAUAUACUAAAGUUCCUGCCUUGUGAAUCAGGAGAUCAUGAUCGAUUUUAUUUUUAAUUUAGUUCUGAAGCUUCACUGAAAGGACUACUGACCAUUCACUUGAAGUAUUCACUUGAAUUGUCCGCACACUGUAACUGUAACAGCGUACUUAGCUGCUCCUUUUAUAUAUAAUUUGAAUGCACAAUGUGUAAAGUCACUUUUGCAACAUUUUAUAUGUACUAGUGUUUGACUAUUUGAAGUACCAGGUUUGAAAUAAACUGAUUUGUGAUUUAUUUUAGAAACACUUGGGAGUUUUUCUUUCUGCUUGGACCUCAGCAUUUCUGUCGAAGCAGCUACUAUGCUGGUAUGACUCCAGCAAGCUAAGAGUUACCACAUUUUCCACGGCUCAACCAUUCUGAGGAAGGUGUGAUGACCUGUUAAGCCGGGAGGGCUCGCAGGCUUGCAUAUCUUGGCUGUGUUGCUGCAGUCUCAUCGUGCACUGGAGCAUCAACAUGUCCAGACAUGAAACAGUAAAUCACUGAGGUCAUGAACCAGCACAGGCUUGUUCUAUUGUUGCAUGUGAACCUUACACAAAGAAUUUGUCAAUAGAAAUCCUGACUUGCCCUUAUGAAUAUAUUGUGUAUCAACAUGAACUAAAUACAUUUUUGUUUGAUAUGCAAAUUAAACAUUAUUUCCACC